Molecule: messenger RNA, 1400 nt
Organism: Drosophila persimilis
Lineage: Eukaryota; Metazoa; Arthropoda; Insecta; Diptera; Drosophilidae
Exons: 1
Coding region: 17-1393 (458 amino acids)
Source: RefSeq, a predicted model, not a curated record
UGUAUCCGGCGAGAGGAUGUGCCGCAGCCAUCGCCGACUCAAGCACAGCGAUGAAAAGCUCCCACCGUGCAUGGAAUGGCCGCGAAAGAGAUGCCCCCCGCCCGAUCCGGCGACCUGCGACGAGCUCCAGCGGCGGGGAUUGGAACGGUCCGCCGAUGAGUGCCGGUGGCACUACUGGAGCCAUCGCAACGAUCUGGCUGUGCGGCAGCUGGCGAAGCUGCUUGAAGGAUGCCCCGAGAAAGUUGCCGGCUUCCUAUUCGAUCUGACACUUCAAAACUACAAUCGGCUGCUCCAUCCCAGGCGAUGUGGCUACAGUGCCUGCCACGUGCCGUACUGUCAUCCGUACGUCUGUGAACGAUACAUGGGCAUCUUCGAUGACCAGGGGAAUCUGAGGGAUCCCACCCAUCCUAGGAGUUUGUUCCAGCUCCUGAAACUGUUGCAGAACUUCCUCAAGGGCCAAACUCCAGGAUGUGUUUCACUGCCCUUCGAUUCCAGCCUCAGAGAAGAAGAACGAGCACCCGUUAUGCGCCACCGAUCCAUGAUCGAAACAAGAUGUUCCAGAUGGGGAGUCACAGAAUUAAGUGGACCCUCCAGGCCUAUGCAAAGCAAACAAAAGGGAAAGAAAUCCCCAGGACAGCUUAAACGAAAGGAAGACGACGAAAAAUCGGAAGAAUCCAAGGGAUACGCGGAAAUACGCGGAUCCCUGGAGAUAUCCCCGCAUUACAGAGUGCCCGGCAAGGACGGGGAUGCUGUGUCGUUUUACUCGCAAGACCUGAGCGACGACUCGAGGUACCAGCUGAUGAUAGACGACAAGGGCAGACGUCGCGGCAUGGGCAGUCACUCCGCUCAGCUCGGCAAUCUGCGCUCCGAGCAGGCCCUGUACCUGAAACGCCUCAUAGCGAAAAUGAACGAGAGGCGACGGCUGGAAAGGGAUCCCCAGAAGGUCCUGCGGGCCCUGAGCCAGCUCGAUCUGGAGGACGGCGGGCCGGCACAAGACCAGAAGACCCGCCGCAACGAGGCGGUCGCUGAACUCUCGAAAUUCUACACGAAAACCGUGAGCAGCGAGCGGCCAAAGAGCAGGACGCCCCCCCAUGCGUUGCCACUACCCAGGAAGUACUACGGAGAACCGAUACCCGUUCUGUACCACGAACCAUUCGAUUCGGCCAAGGAGUGGACGUGGAUACGCCGCCAUCCCAGCCAGGGCCGGCUCCUGGCCGACGGCAAGGUAGGAUUCGACAUGAUCAAACGUUACAGGCGCGAGUCCGUGGAGAAUGAGAUGGAAAGAGGCCGUGCCCGAUGGUCGAUACACAGUGCCUUUAGUCUGGCGAGUUCUCCCAGAAAGGCACGAAGUUCUAUCAAUUCCAGGCUGGGACAGAAGAAGCCCAAGAAAUAGAAUUCCA